GAAGGAGAUUUCAUGCAUUUGAACACGAAUUCAGACUGGAUUUGGGAGUGGAGCUCAAGACCCGAUCAAGUUCCGCCAAAAGAUUGGAAAUUUAUCCACCCCAAGCGCAAAACGUACAGCAUCCGUCACGCCAAAGUUGGUAAAACUUCUUUGUUCUCAAAGGAAGUCCUUUACACAUUGGUUUUGACCAAUUUCCUAUCAUUGUUGAUUGGAACUGGUGUUGGAGUGUGGUUAUCACGUCGCGGAAUGUUUCUGACCCAAAUCACUUUGGACUAAGAUUUUCAUAAGAAUCUUUUUAUGGAGAAUAUUAGAGACUGCUCAAAGUGUUUCAUAGGAUUGCAAAGAGAAUGAGAAUUUAUUUCACACAGUUUGGACAAGGAUUUGUAUUGAGUAAUAUAACAGGAUUAAAAUGGUUAGAAUACUGAUGAUUUUAAAAUAAUUAUUUUUAGUUAUAU
Molecule: messenger RNA, 455 nt
Organism: Ctenocephalides felis (cat flea)
Lineage: Eukaryota; Metazoa; Arthropoda; Insecta; Siphonaptera; Pulicidae
Product: BCL2/adenovirus E1B 19 kDa protein-interacting protein 3-like
Exons: 3
Biological process (GO): mitochondrial outer membrane permeabilization; positive regulation of apoptotic process
Cellular component (GO): mitochondrial envelope; mitochondrial outer membrane; nucleus
Source: RefSeq, a predicted model, not a curated record